CUGCUGUUACACAGAGAGCGAGUGCCGCCUCACGGCUGCCUGUUAAAAAAGCGACUGAUCUCCGUACGGAAAUCGAGGUUCUACACUGACAAAGCAACUCAGCUCUUUGCCCCUCAAGCAAGCUGUUCUGGUGACACAAGGGACCAGCUGUUCCCUAGGAGUGUCUGGCGGGAGCCAUACAACCUUAUCGACAUAUUUCAGAGCUGUAUCUAAAUACUGACAAAGCCUCUUGUGCAGCAAUGACUGUCGUAGAGGAAAAUCGUCCUUUUGCCCAACAACUAUCCAAUGUCUACUUUACGAUACUUUCACUGUUCUGCUUUAAGCUUUUUGUGAAAAUCAGCCUUGCAAUACUGAGCCAUUUCUAUAUUGUAAAAGGGAACCGUAAAGAGGCAGCCAGAAUAGCUGCUGAGUUUUAUGGAAUUCCUCAAGGACAAGGUUCUUGGGCAGAUCGCUCACCGUUACAUGAAGCAGCAAGCCAGGGACGCCUCCUUUCUCUAAAAACCUUAAUUGCACAGGGAUACAAUGUAGAUGCUCUGACCAUCGAUCAAGUGACUCCACUGCAUGAAGCAUGCCUAGGAGAUCAUGUAGGGUGUGCUAGAAUUCUUCUUGAAGCAGGAGCAAAUGUGAAUGCCACAACAAUUGAUGGAAUGACACCCUUAUUCAAUGCAUGCUCAAGGGGAAGUGCAUCUUGUGUAGAGCUUCUCUUGGAGUAUGGUGCCAAAGCUCAGUGGGAGACAUGUCUCCCUUCUCCAGUUCAUGAAGCAGCCAGCAGAGGUCACAGUGACUGUCUAGAGCUGCUGAUCUCUUGGGGCAUAGAUGUUGACCAAGAUAUUCCUCACCUGGGAACACCUCUAUAUGUAGCUUGCAUUUCACAGCAGAAACAAUGUGUACGCAAGCUUCUGCAUUCAGGCGCAAAUGUACAAAAAGGAAAGUUCUUGGAAACUCCACUACACGCAGCUGCAAGGAAACCUAGUACAGAAAUAAUAAAUGUGCUUCUUGAGUUUGGGGCAGACAUAAAUGCCAAAAAUACAGAGUUUGAAAGACCUGUAGAUGUAGCUUCUCCACGCAGUUUGGUGGAAAGAGUAUUGCUUCUACAUGAAGCUGCUCCAUGUUCUCUUUGCCAACUGUGUCGGCUACAUAUCCGAAACUACAUAGGAAGAGCCAGGUUGCAUCUUGUACCACAGCUCCAGUUGCCAACCAUAUUGAAAGAUUUCUUGCAGUACAGAUAAAGUUGUGCCCUGCUGUUCAAAAUGUGGGAGGAAACCCCUCCCCCGAGUAUUUUACUAUAUGUUACACAUAAACUGUUGGGACAGGGAAAAGAGAGCAUAAACCAACUUUUACAUACUAACAUAUAUCUAACAACUGAAGUGAUAAUCUAAUGAUAUUUGAGAUUCCUUGAGCAACCUGAUGACAAGGUGCUAAUAUAAUUACAUAGAAAUUCUCAUACUCUUGAAAUGUGCUAGACACUUUAAUGAAGCAUUUACUGAUCAGCCACUCCAUUAAUUUUACCUUUGUUUAGGAUCUUUAAUGGGGAUUGUUCUUCACACAGGGGCUACGCAGUUUUAGUUAUGUUCUUGCAGGGAUUCUGGUGUCCUCCAGUUAUUUUGCCUAUUACAUUUUCCAAGACGUAUUUAUUAUUGUUAGGGGAAGGAUUAGAAUUUCUAUCCCUAGUCCUUAGAGGGGAAGUUGUCUAUUUAAAUGUUGUUGCUCCUUCAAGAACUGCUCUGUUCUUUGUUCACUGGAGGAGGGGAUGAUGCAGCUGGAGAAAAUGGGGAAGCUGCAGUUGCCAUGAGCAACAGCUUUUUCAUUGGACUCUAGGCUUGAAGAGCUGGAGUGGAAUCAACAUGUGUCUAGCCCAAAAACUCUCUCAAAGUGUUGUGUGAGUGAUGCUAUACCAUGGGGGGGGGAGGGAGACCAUUUUGAAAGUUUGAGGCUUGUACAUUUGUAUGAGAUGUUUGGUUCACUGAAGCAGUUUAAUUAUUGUUUGGCUUUGUUAUAUUCUGCUUCAAGAUGUUAUGUUUGUAUGGGAUGUUAGAUGCAGUCUAUAAAUAUAUAUACAUUUCAAAAGACAAAUAAGGCUUUCACCUUGUCUUCCCUGUCUAAGCACUUCAUAAAGAACAGGUAGUGUGAAUGCAUUUCUCUUUCUUUGCAAUCAGCUACACAUGACACUAUAUCAAACACACCACCAUGAACAAUUUAAUAUACAAAGGUUUUACUCCAGCCCUGGUUUUAUCAUACUGAUAUUCAGAAGUUAUUCUGUAUAGAUGCUCCCUCACAAAAGCCAGAGAGUUCAGGGCCAGCUCCAGAGGACAGCCAGCCUGGGCCCCGGCUGAGGGCCCAUGCAGCCCAGAGGGGCCCCUCCUUAGGGUGGGAGGGUAGCACUCUCAUUCUGCAAACCACAGCAGUGUUGACCCCAGACCUUGCCGCAGAAUGCAGAGAGGGAGUUCCCAGCCCCUCCAUACAGAUUGCGUGGGCCUGCAAUGCCUGUCUGCAUGCCCCACCUACCUCUCCCAUUGCAGUGAAUAUUGAGUGCGCUGCACAUGCAUACCUGUCAUCAGCCAAGAUGCUGACAGAGGUUUCUGUAAGGGGCUGACACCCCACUGCCAUCUUGGUUGAUGGCAGGCACACGCACGGACCUAGUGUAGGGCACAAACAUGCCAUCAACCAAGAUGGUGGCGGGGGCAUCAACCCCUUACGGAAGCCCCUGGUGCCAUCUUGGUUGAUGGCAGCCAUGCACACGCAUCGUGCAGGGCAUUCUCAAGAAGUGAUGGAGCGGUAGGUGGGGCAGGUGCCAUGGGCCUGGGGCAGGCUGGUGCCCAAGGGCCCAGUCAUGCCUGGCGCCGGCCUUGAGAAAGUUAAUUGAUUACAGGUUCAGAGGAGGGCAACAAAGUUGAUCAGGGGACUGGAAACAAAGUCCUACGAGGAGAAACUGAAAGAACUAGGCAUGUUUAGAUGUGAUAAGUCUGAAGGAAGAUAUGAUAGCACUCUUCAAGUACUGGAAAGGCUGUCACACAGAGAAGGGCCAAGAUCUCUUCUUGAUCAUCCCAGAGUGCAGGACAUGGAAUAAUGGGCUCAAGUUACAAGAAGCCAGAUUUCGACUGAACAUAAAAACUUCCUGUUAGAACAGUACGACAAUGGAACCAGAGUGGUGGUGGGCUCUUCCAACACUGGAGGCAUUCAAGAGGCAGCUGGACAGCCAUCUGUCGGGUAUGCUUUAAUUUGGAUUCCUGAAUUGAGCAUGGGGUUGGACUCAGUGGUCUUAUAGGUCCCUUCCAACUCUACGAUUCUAUGUGUAGGUUUUAAAUUUGUGAUAGGUAUUGGCCUCCACUGUACCCUGUAAUUAAGGUAGUCAAAGGCAGUUUGGUGCAUUGCUAACCAACAGUUGAAUCCUAAGCAUGCUUAUUUGGAAAUAAGCCCCACUAUAGUACUGAUACACAGGACUGCGUGCCAUAACUGUACCACCCUAAUUAUAUGAAAACUGCCUGGUGGACAAAUGGAUUUUAGAAAAAAGCACCAUAUUAUCUCGCUGAAUGUAGCAGUGCAGCUUCUGACUAUGUAACCCACCCUGUUCAUAUGCCACUCUAGGCCAGCAAAUCUUCAUUCUUUUGCAUCAAUUCCAGUAUGUCUUACUGAAACAAUAGUGGGGGGAAAGCAGCUAUAGCUAAACUUCAGGGAAGAUACAAAAGGAGUGCAAAUCUAUGGACAAGCUGAUCAGUCACCUUAUACUGUUUUGCUUAUUAGCUGUUCAAACUCAUUUUUAUUGUUCAAAUCAUUAUUUCUGUUAGCACCUGAUCUGGCAUAUGUUACCAAAUUCUUCCAAGCUACACAGGAAGUGGAUUGGACUGUGAAAGACCAACCCAAAUGGUGUUUGCAUUUUGACCAAUUUGUAGGGCAGUACAAUAUCUCAGAGAGGAGUUCAGGUCUCCUGCUCCCCUGGUGCAUUCACUAUAGCUGCCCAAUUUCCCUGCUUUUUAGUUUGAUAGAAUAGCUGUGGGCUAUAAGUAUGUUCUUAAACCGCAAGGUUUUUUGCCUAUUAGUGAAUAACCUUUGUAGCUUUGUGUCUUAUGACACAGAUCACAGGAAUCUGCUUUGUCCUUCCUAGUUAUCCAAAAAUAUUAUUUUGCUCUUUACACUUUCAUGACAUUUUAGAAACAGCCUUUGACAGAAUCUGGAGAUAUGUCUUUACUAGAGAUGUCUUGUUUAAUUGGCUGCUGCAGUUCCUUGCCAUAUGCUCAGGCAAAGAAAGAAAGGCUCAGUCAGCCAGAAAUUAAGGAUGUUUCACACAAUCAUUUGUUCAGAACUGAAGAAGCUGGUUUUGAAGAGUUACUUGGAGGGAGAAAAAAUAAAUAAACUGGUACCAGGAGAUGUCUCAGACACCAGAGGCAGCAUGGCAGAAAUCAGGAGAAAGAAUGGGAGGAGAAAAUAAGAAGGGAAUCAACUGGGAAAAAAUCAACAUAAAAUCUUGACAAAUGGCUUUGUGACUUAUCCAUAAAGUGACAGAUGCUGGCAAUCUGAAUAUGGAACUGGCAUCCUACUGGGUCCCAAGGACAUAUUAUUACUCUAAGAGGUUUUGAUGGUUAAGCAGCAUAUUAAAUCCUGUUAAAUAACAAUAAUAAAAUAUUAUACAUCCUAGGAUUUGGUUACAAGCUGUUGUCAUGAGCCAAAAGCUCCAAAUGAUAAGAAACACAUGUGCAGCAAUAUUAAAGUUUUGAAUGACUAGGAAGUUAACUAUCAUAGUUUUCAAGGAUCCAAACUUAGAAGCAAAUAAAUAAGCAACCUGGAUUGGAGUGUGUACAUAGUCUGUGAUACAUGAGCCUAAACUCACUUGGAUGCAGGCUUCAUAGAAAUGUUGGGAUAUUUUACUGGCGAGUCUGGCACAGAUAAACGUUAAUCAAUUUAACAAAUAUUGUCUUACCCGGGCCCAAGACAA
Rhineura floridana is the source of this 4930-nucleotide messenger RNA. It is a transcript of the gene ASB5, whose product is annotated as ankyrin repeat and SOCS box containing 5. Gene Ontology annotation, molecular function: protein binding. NCBI's taxonomy places the organism in Eukaryota, Metazoa, Chordata, Lepidosauria, Squamata, Rhineuridae. The transcript is spliced from 8 exons. The coding region runs from base 240 to 1229 and encodes 329 amino acids. Gene Ontology annotation, biological process: positive regulation of protein catabolic process; intracellular signal transduction; protein ubiquitination. The record is from RefSeq and is a predicted model, not a curated record.